Asparagus officinalis (garden asparagus) is the source of this 537-nucleotide messenger RNA. RefSeq lists its product as uncharacterized. The coding region runs from base 8 to 385 and encodes 125 amino acids. The transcript has a single exon. Lineage: Eukaryota; Viridiplantae; Streptophyta; Magnoliopsida; Asparagales; Asparagaceae. The record is from RefSeq and is a predicted model, not a curated record.
UAUAAGAAUGCAUAUCCUUAUGACGCUAUUUCUAAUGGCAUCUACUUCAUCAGAAAAGGUGCACGUUAGCGUCGUGAACAGGUUGGGGGAUGGAAGGAGCAUCAACAUACACUGUCAGUCCAAAGAUAACGAUCUCGGGCCGAAGACUGUGGCCGAUGGUGAUCAGUAUGGAUGGGAUUUUUCUGUGAAUGUUAGUGGUACUACCCUCUUUUACUGUGAUAUGGGAUGGGAGAAGGUGCGCUCGUUCGUUUUUGAUGCGUUUGAUUAUCAGAGAGAUCGAGCUAGAUGCAGUUCUAAUUGCUCGUGGAUCAUGGCUGAAGAGGGUGUUUAUGGCUUGAACGAUGGUACUGGUUUCUGGGAGUUCAUGUAUUCUUGGACUAGUUGAUUGGUUUUUUCUUUUGGGUCGCUUCCGUGUGCUCUCUCAAUCGAUCUAAUACUUAAUUUGCUUGUCAAUAUUUCUGAAUCUUCCGACUAAAUUCACUGAAUUUCUUUUCUUAUGUAUGUCGUCGGUCCGAUGAAUAAGAAAAGGACGAGAUC